GAGCAGGGUGUGACAGGUGACAGGUGAGGUCAGAGGUCAGAGGUCAGUCCUAGGGUCUGCAGUUGAGUAGUUUUUGCUUAGGAAGGUUCCUAAAUGAAUGAAAUGACCCAGAAGUAUCUCAGUGUCUCUAAAUUUUGAGGACAGGAGCUUCAGUCAUGGGUGCAUUAUUAGAGCUGGAUACCAGAUCCAAAAUGGCGGCCAUUCAGUCCUGUCAGAGCUGCUCGCCUGGCACAUACACCGAAAAGGUUCCUGGCUUCCGGGUUUACUUCCGCGUUAUUCGGUCCACUGAAUAUGCGCAGUGGGGCUGCUCCCGUCAUGCCUCUGGGCCGCGAGGACGAGCGAAUCGCGUUCUGGAUCUGGCGCGGCUCGUUUGUGAGCGUUAACCUAGUGACUUCAUGGAUAUAUAAUAAGACUUCUACAGGACUGACCCGGCUUUAAACCAUGGAUGUAUUUACACAAACGACAACAGCAAACAACAGUGAACAUGAUGUUUCACAAAGUAAGGAAGGAAAGGAAACGUAAUUAGGAAAGGAGAUCUUUUUUGACUAUUCGACCGCAGCCUUUGUUUUCUGAAUCAGGAGUCUCAGGUGUUUGUCUCCACGUGCUUUUAUUGUGACAGUCUCGGAGCGGAUGUGUGUUUUCCGCGGACCUGGUCCUCCCGGUGGAGGGCCGGGCGGUGUUCAGUGAGAGUGAAGCCGCCGAUCUGUCGACAUGUCCGGGUACAGCCGAGAGAUCCUGCUGGCCACCAGCCUCCUGUGCGGCGGCAGAGGAGCCAUGCAGCUGCUGCAGCUGCACCGGAAGCUGCUGCAGCGCUGCCACAUCACCGAAGAAGAAUUCUGCUUCAUCCUGAAGCGGUGCCCCCGCUUCCUGCUGGUCCGCGGCCCGGCGGGUGACGGCGGGGAGCGGCCGGGGGACUGCACGGUGGUGGCGAAGACGUCCCUGCGGCUGUGCAGGAGCUACGGCCGCGAAGAGCGCUGCAGGGGGGAGGGAGAGGGGGGGUGUCAGCAGCUGCACCUCUGCAAGUUCUUCAUCUACGGAAACUGCAGGUUCGGCAAAGGCAGGAAACCGUGUAAAUUCUCCCACGACAUCCGAUCAGAUCAUAACUAUCGAUUACUGAGAGAGUGCACGCUGCACGAGCUGAACGAGGACGACCUGUUCCUGCUGCUGCUGCAGAACGACCCCACACUGCUGCCUGAGGUGUGCACACACUAUAACAGAGGCCCCGGUCCUCACGGCGGCUGCUCCUUCCAGGACACCUGCACCAAGCUUCACCUGUGUCAGCACUUCAUUCAGGACGACUGCGUCUUUGGACUCAGGUGUAACCGCCAACACGCCAUCGGCGACCACGGCCGCCGACUGCUUGAGGAGAGAGGACUGAGUGGAGACAUCAUCCACGACCUGCCCUUCAUCUACAGGAACAUGCACCACCUCACCGCCGCUGCCGAACCCACAGAGAAUCUUUCUGACCCUUUGUGGAAACCUUCAGCUCAGACGGACGAGGACGACAACAUCUGUCUACACUUCAUUAGAAACAUCUGCAGGUUCCACAACGAGUGUCGCCGAGUUCACUUCCACCUUCCCUACAAGUGGGAGGAGUUUGACGGCUUUACCUGGACCGACCUGCACAACAUGGAGGACAUCGAGCGAGAAUUCUGCGACCCAUCAAAGACUCAGAGCUCCGGCGAUCCGUCCGUCAACUUCCUGACGAUGACUAGGAGGUCACAGCGAGUUCGCCGCCUCUCCACAGUGUCCUCCGUCAUGAAGCCGCCUCACUACGCCCUGACCACCAAGUGGCAGUGGUACUACAGAGGAGACCAGGGGCGGUGGGUGGAGUAUGGACAGCCGGAUGAGAAGAGUCGCACCACAUCACAGACGUCCAGGACUCUGGAGGAGGCCUUCCUGUCUGACCCAACAGCCCAGGUCACGGUGGUCAAAGGUCAGAGGGAGUAUGUCAUCAGCUUCACAGACAUGUACCAGAGGAACCUCAAACACAACACCAAGAGGAAGGUUCGCCGCCGUCCUCACUUCAUCUCCGUGGCCGAGGUGGAGGCUCAGGCUCAGUAGAAAAACCAUGAACUGAAGUUGGCCUGUCUGAACCGGACCGGACCUGAACGAGACCUGAACUCUGACUUAAACUCCGACUGUUACACGUCGUCAAACGCUGACGAUCACAUGACCCAAAGACUGUGACGUCACCUUCUGAGGAUUUUAAACGUUUAAACUUUCAUGAUUUUAUGAUUUUAGUUAAACAUCAGAUUCAGCUGCAGAUCAGAUCCAGAUCUUUAUUUAGGGACAAAUGUGGGUGGAGUUUUGAAUGAGGUUCUUCAGUAACAGAAGGUUCUGGUUCUGAAACAAAAAGACAUCAGUUACUGAGAACGUUUCAACAUGUUCAGAUGAGUUUAAACCAAAGAUUAAGGAAACAUCUUUAUUUUUAAAAACAGAAAAACACUGAGCUGUUUGUUUAUCAAUGUUUAUCAGACUUGGUUAAAUGUUUGGUUUUUACUCAGACUUUCAUUCAUUCAUUCAUUCAUUCAUUCGUUGAUUCGUUCAUUCAGGUGCAGGUUUAUCGUCCAUGUGAACAUAUUAAAGUUUGUAGAAAAUAAACUGUUCAUCAACUUA
Lates calcarifer (barramundi perch) is the source of this 2619-nucleotide messenger RNA. RefSeq names its product protein mono-ADP-ribosyltransferase PARP12. Gene Ontology annotation, molecular function: zinc ion binding. The record is from RefSeq and is a predicted model, not a curated record. The transcript is spliced from 8 exons. NCBI's taxonomy places the organism in Eukaryota, Metazoa, Chordata, Actinopteri, Centropomidae. The coding region runs from base 712 to 2064 and encodes 450 amino acids.